AUGGCUGUUUGCCCUUCUUUAUCCUCUCCAGCUGCUUCCAACUUCCAAUUCUCCUCCCAUACUUGCUCGAUGAUUAAGCUACCAAUUUCUUCAAAAUCUCUGAAGCCAUGUGGGCCUCCGGCGAUCGGACGGCCUGUCAUCACCGCUGCCCUAUCUGAAAGGCCGGCCGUGACUCACCCCCCGCCGGCGCCGGGAAAAUCCUCUCAGCUGACGAUCCGGAAAGUUCCGGGAGAGUGGGGAAUCCCUUUAAUUGGGCCAUGGAAAGACAGGCAGGACUACUUCUAUAACCAGGGCAGAGACGAGUUCUUCAAAUCGAGAAUCCACAAAUACCAAUCCACCGUCUUCAGAACCAACAUGCCGCCGGGACCCUGCAUUUCCUUCAAUCCAAACGUCGUCGUUUUGCUCGACGGCAAGAGUUUUCCCACUCUUUUCGACACCGACAAGGUCGAGAAGAAAGACCUCUUCACCGGAACUUACAUGCCCUCCACCGACCUCACCGGCGGCUACAGAAUGCUGUCCUACCUCGACCCCUCCGAGCCGAGCCACGCCAAGCUCAAGAAGCUCAUGUUCUUCCUGUUAUCCUACCGGCGGGAUCACGUGAUCCCGGAGUUUCAAAACACCUACUCGGAGCUUUUCGAGGGCCUGGAGAAUGAACUCGCCACCACCGGGAAAGCCAGCUUCGGCGCCGCUAACGAUCAGGCGGCGUUCAAUUUCUUGGCCCGGUCGUUUUACGGCGUGAACCCGGUCGACACAAAGCUCGGGUCAGACGGGCCGGGCCUGGUGAGUAAAUGGGUCCUGUUUCAGCUGCACCCAUUGCUGAGUCUUGGCCUGCCCAGACCCAUCGAAGAUGGCCUUCUCCAUACAUUUCCUCUGCCGCCAUUCUUGAUCAAGAAAGACUACCAGCGUCUCUACGAUUUCUUCUACCAAAACUCUUCUCCGAUCCUCGAUCAAGCCGAGAAGGUCGGCAUUUCCAGAGACGAGGCGUGCCACAAUCUCAUAUUCACCACGUGCUUCAAUUCCUUCGGCGGGAUGAAGAUCUUCUUCACCAACAUGCUCAAAUGGGUCGGCCGGUGCGGCGCCAAGCUCCACGCCGACCUCGCCGGAGAAAUCCGAUCCGCCAUCAAAUCCAACGGCGGCAAGCUCACCAUGGCCGGGAUGGAGCACAUGCCGUUGAUGAAAUCUGUCGUCUACGAGGCCCUCCGCAUCGAGCCGCCGGUCCCCUCCCAGUACGGCAGAGCCAAACGCGAUUUCCUGAUCGAAUCGCACGACGCCGCCUUCAAGAUCAAGGAAGGCGAAAUGCUCUACGGAUUCCAGCCCUUCGCGACCAGAGACCCCAAGAUCUUCGACCGCGCCGAGGAGUUCGUCCCCGGCCGGUUCAUCGGCCCCGACGGGGAGAAGAUGCUGAAGCACGUCCUCUGGUCCAACGGACCGCAGAACGAAAGCCCCACCGUCGACAACAAGCAGUGCGCCGGCAAGGACUUCGUCGUGCUCGUCUCCAGGCUGCUUCUGGUCGAGCUUUUCCGGCGCUACGACUCGUUUGACAUCGAGGUCGCCGCGUCGCCGUUAGGCGCCUCCGUCACCAUAACGUCACUGAAACGAGCUACUUUCUAGACAUGGCCGAUUUAGGGUUCUUCAUUUUCUACUUUUAGUACCAAAUAGGAGCUACUUUUCCCUGUAGAGGUUUGCUAAAUUUAGUUCGACGACGGCCCCCACUGUCUGUAUAAUGACAUCCUACAAUCCCAAAUACCAUAUAUUGUCCAAAGUUUUAUCA
Messenger RNA from Andrographis paniculata, 1771 nucleotides. Its product is annotated as allene oxide synthase 1, chloroplastic-like. The record is from RefSeq and is a predicted model, not a curated record. Gene Ontology annotation, cellular component: chloroplast envelope; chloroplast thylakoid membrane. Gene Ontology annotation, molecular function: monooxygenase activity; heme binding; oxidoreductase activity, acting on paired donors, with incorporation or reduction of molecular oxygen. Gene Ontology annotation, biological process: sterol metabolic process; jasmonic acid biosynthetic process. Lineage: Eukaryota; Viridiplantae; Streptophyta; Magnoliopsida; Lamiales; Acanthaceae. The transcript has a single exon. The coding region runs from base 1 to 1611 and encodes 536 amino acids.